GCGAACGGCGACGGGGAGCGGAGAGCAGCGGGGGGAGCCCUGCCCCGGCCGGGGCGGGGAGGGGAAGGUAAAAGCCUCCCGAUGCGCGCUGGUACCGCCUCCUGCCCGGGCAGCGCUGGAGCCCGCGGCACGUCCCGGGUGCGCAGAGCCGGAGCGGGGCAGCGGUAACCCGGGCAGGAUGGUUUCCAUCGCUCUCGAGGUGACCUGCAGCUUUGUUGCCUGGCUGUUUCUGUACGCCUGCUGCUGCUACUGGAACAGGCACCGUUCCUACGAGUGGAGCUGUCGCUUGGUCACCCUGCUGCAUGGGCUGAUUGUCACCGGCCUCUCUGGUUACACUGUGUUCUUGGAUGGCCCCUGGCCUCUGACCCAUGCAGGUUCACCAAACACAGCUCUUCAGAUCCAUGUGCUGUCCCUGACCUUGGGUUACUUUAUCUUUGACCUGGGCUGGUGCCUGUAUUUCCAGACAGAGGGGGACCUCAUGCUGCUCCACCACACACUGAGCAUCUGUGGCAUGAUCAUGGUGCUGGGGCUCGGGAAGUCUGCUACAGAAGUCAAUGCUGUUGUGUUUGUGAGCGAGAUCACCAACCCUCUGCUCCAGACCCGCUGGUUCCUGCGGGAAAUGGGCUGUUACCACACGCUCCUGGGAGACAUUGUGGAUUUCUUCUUUGUUUCCCUCUUCCUGGUGCUUCGAAUUGGGGGAGGAGCUUUGAUCAUGUACGCGAUGGUGACAUCCCCUGCUCCCAGCUGGCUCCUGAAGGCUGGAGGCUUGGCCAUGUAUGUUGUGUCUUUGGGCUUCAUGGUUGAAAUAUGCCGCUUUGUCAGGAGGAAAAUGAUGAAGAAAAGUAUUUCCUGGACAAGCCUGAGGAGUGUGAACGCACCUGUGCAAACUAACGGGCACUUGACAGCUCGUUAGUGGAUUGAGGAUAAUCCCCUGGGAUAGGGUCCUGGUUUACUGAAGCUUAUUCCUAUGAAAAGAACUCCUAAAAGCGACAUGGAAUUGACUUUCUGGCAUUGGCUAUGCCUGGAGGAGAUGAACCGGCGCUAGGAACAUGGGAAAGCUGACAGCAGAGGGGUUUGAGUGCAAA
This is a messenger RNA of Strigops habroptila (Kakapo), 1085 nucleotides long. RefSeq names its product TLC domain-containing protein 5-like. The record is from RefSeq and is a predicted model, not a curated record. The transcript has 3 exons. Bases 179 to 913 code for a protein of 244 amino acids. NCBI's taxonomy places the organism in Eukaryota, Metazoa, Chordata, Aves, Psittaciformes, Psittacidae. Gene Ontology annotation, cellular component: membrane.